AUGGCGGGAUCCUCGUCAAGAGGGCGAAGCAGCUCGCCAUUUCACCACCGGAAGCCGUCGAGUCCGUUCUCUUCGUAUUCAUCCUCAUCGUCGUUCAUGAACGGCAAGCUCAUACCUCGCUCGUCCUCCUCAUCGAACACCUCCUUUUACGGCUCAACUAAUGGGUACAGCUCCAGAUCCAUGACGCCGAGCAGAAAUCGGAGCGGUUCUGCAAAUCCGAAAAGCUAUGGAAGUCGUACUCCAGUCCACUAUCCGUCGGCCGAUGAGCUGCUUGCGGAGCCAGUGGAUGCUUCCAGAUCGGGGGAGAGUAUAUCGGUGACGGUUAGGUUUCGUCCUAUGAGUGAACGGGAAUAUCAGAGAGGGGAUGAGAAUGCCUGGUACCCAGAUGGUGAUAAAGUUGUUCGAAAUGAGUAUAAUCCGGCCAUCGCUUAUGCAUUUGAUAGAGUGUUUGGACAAGACACAAGUACUCAGGAGGUUUAUGAAGUAGCUGCUCGACCAGUAGUCAAGGCUGCAAUGGAAGGGAUAAAUGGGACAGUAUUUGCUUAUGGUGUUACCAGUAGUGGAAAGACACAUACUAUGCAUGGAGAUCAAAGUUCUCCAGGUAUAGUUCCGUUGGCAAUAAAGGACGUUUUCAGCAUUAUUCAAGAUACUCCAGGAUGCGAAUUUUUGCUUCGCGUAUCAUAUCUUGAGAUCUACAAUGAGGUGAUCAAUGACUUGCUUGAUCCCACUGGUCAGAAUUUGCGUAUUAGAGAAGAUGCACAGGGUACUUAUGUCGAGGGUAUAAAGGAGGAAGUUGUUUUGUCUCCAGGUCAUGCACUUUCUUUCAUUGCUGCUGGGGAAGAGCAUCGCCAUGUUGGUUCAAAUAAUUUUAAUCUGUUUAGUAGCCGCAGUCACACCAUAUUUACAUUGAUGAUAGAAAGUAGUGCCCAUGGAGAUGACUAUGAUGGAGUGAUAUUUUCUCAACUGAACUUAAUUGAUUUAGCUGGAUCUGAGAGCUCAAAGACAGAAACAACGGGAUUAAGGAGAAAGGAAGGAUCAUACAUAAACAAAAGUCUUUUGACCCUUGGAACGGUUAUUGGAAAGUUAAGUGAAGGGAAGGUAUCACAUGUUCCCUAUCGAGAUUCGAAACUUACUCGCCUACUGCAGUCUUCAUUGAGUGGGCGUGGACAUGUUUCUCUCAUAUGCACAGUUACUCCUGCAUCAAGUAAUUCAGAGGAAACUCACAAUACAUUAAAAUUUGCAAGCAGGGCAAAACGUGUUGAAAUAUAUGCAUCACGCAACAAGAUUAUAGAUGAGAAAUCUUUGAUUAAGAAGUAUCAAAAAGAAAUAUCAUGUCUCAAACAAGAACUUGAUCAGUUAAGAAGGGGGAUGAUUGUGGGUGUCAGUCAAGAUGAAAUUGUAAACUUAAGACAGAAGUUGGAAGAAGGACAAGUUAAAAUGCAAUCAAGAUUGGAAGAGGAGGAGGAAGCCAAGGCUGCUCUAAUGAGCAGAAUCCAGAGGCUUACGAAACUAAUUCUUGUUUCUUCAAAGAAUUCGAUUCCUGGCUAUUUGGGUGAUGUGUCUUCCCAUCAACGAAGGCAUUCUGUUUCUGAAGAUGAUAAGUUGGAUGCUCAGCGUGAAGGUUCUUUGCUGACGGUUAGUGAAAAUCAGGACUUGAGAUCAGAUACUUCUGAUUUUAAACACAGAAGAUCUUCCAGCAAGUGGAAUGAUGAUUUAUCACAGGCUGGCAGUACAAUUACAGAAUCAACUCAAGGGGGUGAACUUAUCAGUGGUUCUUCCAGUAGUUCAAAACUGCCCACAGAAGAAAUCAGUAUUUCAGAUCAGAUGGACCUUUUAGUUGAGCAAGUCAAGAUGCUUGCUGGAGAGAUUGCAUUCAGCACUAGUACACUGAAGCGUUUAUUGGAGCAGUCUGUAGAUGAUCCAGAGAGCUCAAAAAGUCAAAUUGAAACUUUAGAGCGCGAAAUUCAGGAGAAAAGAAAGCAAAUGAGAAUGUUAGAACAACAAAUUGCGGCAAGUGGUGAAGCUUCAAUUGCUAAAGCAUCUAUGGUUGAGAUGCAGCAGACAUUGACGAAAUUGAUGGCCCAGUGUAGUGAAAAGGGGUUUGAACUGGAGAUUAAAUCAGCAGAUAAUCGUGUCCUUCAAGAACAGCUGCAGAUCAAGUGCUUGGAGAAUGAGGAACUGCAGGCAAAAAUCAGUAACCUGGAGCAGCAGUUAGUUGCACUCAAGGGUGAAAAGUCAUCACCCUCUUCUGGACAGUGUGUGCCUGAUGAAUAUAUUGAUGAGCUGAGAAAGAGAAUUCAGAUCCAGGAGAUUGAAAAUGAGAGAUUAAAGGUAGAACAUGUUCAGAUUGUAGAGGAGAAUAGUGGCCUGUGUGUACAGAACCAAAAAUUGUCUGAGGAAGCUUCUUAUGCGAAGGAGUUAGCUUCGGCUGCUGCUGUUGAACUGAAGAAUAUUGCUGGGGAAGUCACCAAGCUCUCAUUGCAGAAUGCAAAACUGGAAAAAGAAUUAUCUGCUGCUCGAGAGAAGUUGAAUUCUAGGAGUACUAGUAUGCAGACUGGUAAUGGUGGAAGUCGCAAGUAUGUUGAGAACACAAGACCAGGUCGUAGAGGUCAUGUCUCUGGCCGAGCAAAUGACGUCGUUCAUGAUGACUUUGACACAUGGGACCUGGAUCCUGAAGAUUUAAAGAUGGAAUUGCAGGCAAGGAAACAGCGAGAGGCAGUUUUGGAGGCUGCCUUGGCUGAGAAUGAGGUUAUGGAAGACGAGUAUCGGAAAAAGAUUGAAGAGGCGAAGAAAAGGGAGGCUGCCUUGGAAAAUGAUUUAGCAAAUAUGUGGGUGUUAGUUGCUCAGCUGAAGAAAGAAAACGGUACUAAAGAGGAGUCAAAGACAAAUGACAGACAGAGUGAUGCAGUGGACAGUAUUUAUGAUCCAAAAAAUACUGAUAUUGAUAGCAAGGAUCCUGUCAGCACUGAGUUCCAAGCCCUUGAUCAUCAAUCUCCACCUCCUGACAUUCCAAAGGAAGAACCCCUUGUUGCUCGCCUCAAGGCUCGAAUGCAAGAGAUGAAGGAAAAGGAGCAUAGGUAUGUGGGGAAUGGAGAUGCAAAUUCACAUGUGUGUAAAGUAUGUUUUGAAUCACCAACUGCAGCUAUGCUUCUUCCUUGUCGUCAUUUUUGCUUGUGCAAGUCGUGCUCCCUUGCAUGUUCUGAGUGUCCAAUAUGCCGGACAAAAAUUGCAGAUAGGAUUUUUGCUUUUACUUAGAAGUUGCACUUAAGCGCUCUAAAUGAUUGAAAAGAGGAGCUCAUUAUGAGUGUACCUCAUAUUGUGCAAUUCUUUGAUUGGUUGAAUUGUAUGUAAUUGUGUACUAAAAUGCUUUUUCUUGUACAUCUUUCCACCGACUACCAAAGGAAGCAACAAGGAAAGACCAAAAUAUCAAUAGAUGAGGUUUGAGGAAAGCUUAUAUGCUUCUCAAUCGUGUGAUCUUGGAACUUUAUGUCUAAUGUACAUAAGAACAACUUAAAUGCCAUUAAUGGUGAUUUCUUCUACUGCUCUCAAUUCUGAAAAUUUGUAUAUCACUGUGUUACCUGUCAUGCUUUUUGUUUUUGGUUA
Messenger RNA from Ipomoea triloba (trilobed morning glory), 3603 nucleotides. Its product is annotated as kinesin-like protein KIN-7D, mitochondrial. Gene Ontology annotation, molecular function: microtubule binding; ATP binding; microtubule motor activity. Lineage: Eukaryota; Viridiplantae; Streptophyta; Magnoliopsida; Solanales; Convolvulaceae. Gene Ontology annotation, biological process: microtubule-based movement. Bases 1 to 3255 code for a protein of 1084 amino acids. The transcript is spliced from 25 exons. The record is from RefSeq and is a predicted model, not a curated record.